Molecule: messenger RNA, 1467 nt
Organism: Colletotrichum spaethianum
Lineage: Eukaryota; Fungi; Ascomycota; Sordariomycetes; Glomerellales; Glomerellaceae
Exons: 2
Coding region: 1-1467 (488 amino acids)
Source: RefSeq, a predicted model, not a curated record
AUGUCGAGCAACAGUGACAUGAGCUCGGUCAUCACCUUCGCCCGGCAGCCCGCCUCCUCCCGGAAGCAGAGUGUCGAGGUCAAGAUCAACGACCACUACCACUCCAAAGUCUACACGUCUGGCAACUCCAUCUCCGGAGAAGUGACCAUCACCCCUGGCCACGACAGCCGCUUCGACCAUGUUCAGAUCAUUCUGAUUGGAACUUCGAGGACUCGCCUGGACGCCGUCCAGAUUCCCCAGCUCUCCUCACACACUUUCCUCAAGUUGGAGAUGCCCAUCCCCGAGUCCACUUACCCCGUUCCCCGGAUCUUCGAGGCCGGCAGGACUUACACCGUUCCCUUCAACUUUGUUAUUCCCCACCACCUGACCAUCAGCGCCUGCACUCACAAGGCCCAGUCAGAUUACAUCCACGACUACCACAUGCGCCUCCCCCCAACAAUGGGCGGCUGGGAGAAGGACGACAUGGCUCCUGACAUGGCCCAGGUCCAGUAUGCCAUCAAGGCUCGCGUUGUGCGGCAAGACGAGCUCGGCGGCAGGCCGAUAAAGCUCAUGGAGGACGCCCACCACAUCAAAGAUCCGCCUCUGAACAUCACCAAGCAGGACAGGGGCUACACCCUUAGCAAGACCAAGACCAUUCGCAAGAACCUCUUCUCUUCGAAGCAGGGCCACAUUACUGCCGCUACUACCCAGCCAAGCGCUAUCCAUCUGACCGCCGACGGCCGCUCAGCGUCCGAGGGUUCCAUUCUGGUGAACCUGAACUUCGAGCCUGCCUCUGCCGAUAUUCCGCCUCCCAAGGUGACCACCGUCUCUGCUAAGCUCCAAGCUCAGACAUGGUACGGUUCAAGCCCAAUGACGAAGCUGCCCAACAUGGGUGACAGCCACGAGACCUAUGCCCUGUCCCAGCAGCUUGCCUACACCACCUCGGUCUCGUUGUUCUCGACGUCGGUGGGCAAGGUGGCCUGGCGUCAGCAGCUCACGUCGACCACCCGCCGCGAUUCCGGAUACUCUAGCGACGGCCUGCGCGAGAGCAGCAACUCCGACUCGGAUAACCAAAACCACGACCAGAACCGUCGUUCGAGCAAGGACGGCUCGUCGCCCAUCUUCCACAGAGCUGCUCUUCAGAUCCCUUUCAAGCUGCCGACGUCCCGAAAGACCUUGAUCCCGACUUUCCACGCUUGCCUCGUUUCCCGCACCUACACUUUACAGUUGACACUAGUGGUUGCCGACUCGAAGAUCAAGCUGAACGUUCCCUUGCAAAUCGCCCUCGAGCCCCCCGUCCAGCAGGAUCUCCUGGACAUGGGCCUUCCUAGCUUCGAUGCUGCAAUGGCGCAGCAGGAAGAGGCGGAGGCGGAUGCGUACUUCCAGCCCCGACUGCUGCAACAGCCGGCACUCGAAUUCCAAGGCAACGCUGUUCUACCCUGCUACGGCGACUUGGCGACGAGGCGGCCAGCAGUCCCAACUGCAUGA